AACUGGAAACGCCAAAGGGGGCGGUGACGGGACAGCCUAGGUUGUGGCGGUUCCCCGGUGGUUGCGCGUUGAGGGCUGAGGCGUUUUCGAGCAUUUGGACGAUGCCGUGACGCAGCAUAGCGACAGCGUUGACAGCGUGAGCGCACCCCUGUGGAGGGAGCCCUUCGGUCGCGGAGGUGGCGCGUCAAGGAGGCAGGUUGCUAUUUGAGGGUGCUCCCUCGGAGCCCUUCAGUGAGUGGGGGAGGGGCGGCGGACGCCGAGCGGUCCCCUUCUGCGCUUGCGCCGGCGCCUCCGGUGACCCGGCCUACACGCACGCGCAUGCCCGCUGCGCGUGGAGCCGCGGUGGCCGGCGGCAUUGCGCGUGCGCGCAGAAGAGCCCGCUGAGGAGCGGCGCUGGCGGACGUCGGGCGGACGGCCCGUGACGUCGUGAGGAGCGCUUUAAAGUGCGGGCUGGGCCGGGCGUCUGAGGGUCUGGCUGGGAGUCGGGUCGGUCUUCCGCGGCGGCCCUCCGCGGCAUGAGGCGCUGCCGGCGCCCUUGGUCUCUGGGACGUGGAGAAGGUGGAGGAGGAGGAAGCCCCGUUGCCGCCACAGCUGAAUGACCCCCCGCCCCUGAGGCCCGACCCCGCGCCCGGUCCCUCGACGCCCCCCGCUGGGUCCCCCGGUCUCGCAUGGGGGCUUGGCGCUGAGGAACACUUUUUCUCCCGGGGCGCCGGGGCGCGUCCUCCGAGAGCCAUGCCCGGCCGCCCCUCCCGCCCCGGAGGACCCUAGAGCAACGUCGCGGGGGCCAUGGCGGCCGCCAGCGGUUACACGGACCUGCGUGAGAAGCUCAAGUCCAUGACGUCCCGGGACAACUAUAAGGCGGGCAGCCGGGAGGCAGCGGCCGCCGCCGCCGCCGCCGUAGCCGCCGCUGCCGCCGCCGCCGCCGCCGCCGAGCCUUACCCGGUGUCCGGGGCUAAGCGCAAGUACCAGGAGGACUCGGACCCCGAGCGCAGCGACUACGAGGAGCAGCAGCUGCAGAAAGAGGAGGAGGCGCGCAAGGUGAAGAGCGGCAUUCGCCAGAUGCGCCUCUUCAGCCAGGACGAGUGCGCCAAGAUCGAGGCCCGCAUCGACGAGGUGGUGUCCCGCGCCGAGAAGGGCCUGUACAACGAGCACACGGUGGACCGGGCCCCGCUGCGCAACAAGUACUUCUUUGGCGAGGGCUACACGUACGGUGCCCAGCUGCAGAAGCGCGGGCCUGGCCAGGAGCGCCUCUACCCGCCGGGCGAUGUGGACGAGAUCCCCGAGUGGGUGCACCAGCUGGUGAUCCAGAAGCUGGUGGAGCACCGCGUCAUCCCCGAGGGUUUCGUCAACAGCGCUGUCAUCAACGACUAUCAGCCCGGCGGCUGCAUCGUGUCUCACGUGGACCCCAUCCACAUCUUCGAGCGCCCCAUCGUGUCCGUGUCCUUCUUCAGCGACUCGGCGCUCUGCUUCGGCUGCAAGUUCCAGUUCAAGCCUAUCCGGGUGUCGGAACCGGUGCUUUCUCUGCCAGUGCGCAGGGGAAGCGUGACUGUGCUCAGUGGAUAUGCUGCUGAUGAAAUCACUCACUGCAUACGGCCUCAGGACAUCAAGGAGCGCAGAGCGGUCAUCAUCCUCAGGAAGACAAGAUUAGACGCACCCCGGUUGGAAACAAAGUCCUUGAGCAGCUCUGUGUUACCACCCAGCUAUGCUUCAGAUCGUCUGUCGGGAAACAACAGGGACCCUGCUCUGAAACCCAAGCGGUCCCAUCGCAAGGCAGACCCUGAUGCCGCCCACAGGCCUCGGAUCCUAGAAAUGGACAAGGAAGAGAACCGGCGCUCGGUGCUGCUGCCCACACACCGUCGGAGAAGUAGCUUCAGCUCUGAGAACUACUGGCGCAAGUCCUAUGAGUCCGGGGAGGACUGCUCGGAGGCGGCAGGCAGCCCCGCCCGCAAGGUGAAGAUGCGGAGGCACUGAGGCGUGCCAUGCACCCCUGGGAACUCUGGUUACUCCUCACGUAGCUGCCCCCUCCUUUUGUUCGUUUCGGUUUUUUGGUGUUCCAUUUUGUUUUUGUUUUUGUUUGGUUUUUGUUUUCAUUUUUUGGUUUUUGUUUUUUUGAUCCUGAAUUUUUUUCCUCGGGUUUGUUGCCUGUUAAGGCUGAAGAACAGAUUUGGCUGGGACCUGAUUCUCGUGUUCUCGGUUUUCCUACAAAAUGGAAAGGCUGUUGGCAUCUGUAGGGGACAGAAGCUCACGCUGGAGUGGCCAGUAGAGAUGUGGGGGGCAGCUGUCCUCAAGUGGGGCUGUCAGGCUGGGUUUAUUUAAAAGCAACAAAAUGUUUUGGUUAAGAAAAUUCUUGUUUUGCUUUAAAUGUAAAUCUUUUCAGUGUUGUAAAUGAAGUUCAGUCUUCUGUCCCUUCCCCUCCCACCUGUGUCUGCGUGCUGGGUUGAGGUCUCAUGCUCCUUAUUGGUUCUGCUGGAGGCCUGCUGUCCUCCCACCUCUCACCUGUUCUCCAGGGCCUGGAAGCCUACACAAGUACCCUCUUCCUCCUGUAGCAGAGUUGUUCAGGAUGACUGGGUGGAGGUUUAAAAAGUCCUCUGCCACCCCAAAGCUAUUGGCUGAGCUCCAGGCUUCCUCCAUGUUCACUGGCCUGCUCUGCCCACGGGUCCCUGAGCUGCUGAGGGGCUGGCUACAGUGGUCCUGACCUUUCUUGCCAAGAGCACACGUCUUUGCUGGGUUGCUUCUUUCAAGCAUAUGCGUGUAAUUGUAUGGAACAGUUAGAUUUAACAUGUUGGGGCAGUUUUAGGAAUUGUUUCUAGCUAGAGGGACUGGUGUCCUUCCAAGUCUAGCAUUUGGGGUAUGGAAAAUUGUUGUGGUGUGUGGUAGGGUUUUUGUUUUCUUUUGUUUUUGAGUUAUUUUUUCAUUUGAUCUCCAGACUUUUUCCUAACCCUUUCCUUUCUCCUUCAUUGGCCAGCUUGGGGCCUUCUCUCCAUGUCAUUCCCAUAGGAAGGUGCCUGCCCACCUGCUCUGUCUGCCUGUAGCAUGCAUCCAAGGCCAGAGCUCAGGUCUGCAGACUGGGUUGGCACCUCCUCUGCCUCAGGGGCGUGGGAGCUGGGGAAGGGACUUUUAAGAAGUAAUAAAAGGAAAAAGAUAAUAAAGUUUUUGGCAGUUCCCACUUACUCAGAUCCUUGCAAGGUUUUGAUGAUCUAGAUUCAUUAGGAAUGUCUCCUUGCCAGCCAUGGCCGAGACCUGGGCCUGCUGAGAGCAGAGGCUUUCCCAGUCCCCAGGCUGCCACCACCCCAGGGAGCCUUGUCUUACAGAGGCCCAGGCCUGAGGCUGCAGAAGUCUGGGGCAGCCGUCAUCAAGAAGCCCCCUCUCAGGGGCCAGAACUCCUUUGCCAGCGUGGAUUCAAGUCGGGACUGCAUAACUAAAGCAGUUGCAGGUUUAUUUUUCUUACAGCUUUUUUCCCAAAAAUGAUUUGUAGUUGUGUGUGCAGCACUUUGCCCUGAUAUGUGUGCUCUACAAUAAAAACCAAAUCUAAUAUAUUUUGAAACAGUUGUCUGAUACUGUUAUAAGAGAGGACUUGCCUUUGGUGCUUCCUUAAUCCCCUUAUUUUCUUAACUCUGAACCCAGGCUGGGGAGGCCAGACAGAGUCCUUUGCCCAUCCAGGUCCUCACGGGAGAUAAUAGGGCUGAGGGCCGAAGGUGAACUUGCCCUCUGCUUACUGUGCUCUCUCCCACUCCAAGGAGGAUGGACCACGUGUCCAGGUGCCCAGGAUGCCGUGGUCCUUCAGGAGCCAGCAUCAUACCCUGCUGAAUUUUGAAGCCCUUUCCCCUUGGUGUGAUCAGAUAGGGUAUGUGCCAGUGAAGGAGGGACAGGGUGAGCAAAGGCAGGGAGAGCCUGGCCUUUGUAAAAGAUAGGCAAGUGGUUUUGCUCGUUAAGCAAAUUCUUGAGUUCCUACUAUGUUCUGGCCAAGCCCUCAUUGUGGCCUCAUCAGUGAGCAAAAGUCUUGGUCCUUGCUUUCAAGAUGUGUACUACAGAGUUGUGGGAUACAGUUACAGGCAUCAGCCAGAUGUGUUUGUGUUGACUGGGGUUGGGGCCCAGAGGGUUUUAGUCCCUCCAGGUCCUGGACCUGGCUGCCAGAUUCUGGUCAGCUUGGGUGUGGAGUCUCCCUCAUUGAUUUCCAGUGCCCAAACCAGUCUGGCCAAUUCUUUGCUGUGGAGACCUGGCAAGUCACUUACCUGCCCAUUUCAGAGAGGAGAAGAGAGACUCUAGAGGGAGCAGGUGACCGGCUGGGGCUCAGUCUUGCAAAUCGGUGACAAGAAAUGAAGGGCACUGGGGGAGAGCCUCCAUAUGCUCCAUAGCUAGUUGGGCCUGCGGGGGUAGACAGGUCCACAGUUGCCCCAGAGAGGAGACAUUAGAGCUGAAAGGGAUGGUAACUUGCUCAAAGUCAUCCAGACUACAUGGCAGAGGGGGAUACCUCCCACUCUAGGGCCCAGGCCCCUGACUCAGGCAUAGAAUGGGAGCUCAUAUGCAGGCCUGGGGAGCUGAAACUACAGUAGCUGUGACAAUCACACCUGGGCUUCCUAGUUCCAAAAAGGCCCUUUGCUCUGCAGGAAUAAGGGACAGAGAGACUAGGGGAAGGGGCUUCGGCCCUUAUAGGUCCUGCUGUAUCACUGGCUUUAGUCUCUGCCCAGCGCUGAGACUAAGCAUCCCAUCUCUGGACUAAACUAAUUUUCUGAGUAGUCCGUAAGCCUGUGGGGAUUCCAUACCUGACUCCAUGAAUCUGACUCUGCCCCCAGCCCAGUCUUGCACACAGUAGGUGCUCUAACAACAUCUGGCACCAGCCCUGCCUUCUUAGGUACCCCAUCGCAUUCCUCCAAGCCUCCUGUGCUGGGGGAAGUUGAGGCCCAAAGUCCCCUUCAUUCAAAAAUAUGAGUGUCCUACUGUGUGCCAGGCUCUGUGCAGGGUGCUGAGGAUACAAGACCUGGUAUAGAUCUCUCACACACGGCUGUUCUAAAUUGUGCCAACAUGAAAGAUGUGUAGCACAGAAAUUACGAAUAAAAUACACAGUACACUCUAGCUCUGUAUAGCCAAGUGUUCCUUAUAGAAGCCUUUUGUUGAUCUUUUUUGAUAGAUUCUUUUAUUUGUAGCGUGCCCGUGGUUGUAAUUCAACCGUGAUACGGCAAAUGGAGUUGGAUCCCAUUGCUCAUAAUAGUUUUCCAGGGCUCCUGUAACAAAUUACCACAAACUUUGUGGCUAAAACAUCAGAAAUUUAUUUCUCACAGUUUGGAGGUCUGAAAUCCAAAAUUAUGAUCACUGGGCUGAGAUCACAAUUCAAACCACCCUCCUUCUGGAGGCUCUAGUCCUUGCCUCUAAAAGCUUCUGGUGGCUGUUGAUGUUCUUUGAUCGUGGCCUGGUAACUCCUGUCUCUGCCUCCGUGGCCACGUGACUGCCUCUUCUGUGGGUACCAGAUCCCCUUCUGCCUGUCCCUCACAAGGACACUAGUGAUUGGAUUUAGGGCCCACCUGAACGAUCAAAAAUAUUCUGCCCAUGUAAUAAUCUUCAGUCACAUCCGCAAAGUGAAAAAAUACACAAAUUCCAAGGAUUAGGAGCUGAAAUAUUUGGGGGGUGGGGACCACUGUUCAGCCUACUACACUACUCUUUUCCCGAUAGUCUGUCACUAAAUCUUGUACAUGGCCCUUCUCAUCGUUGGAACAAACUGUGUUAAUUGGAUUGAAAUUUCUCAGCCUCAGCACUACUAUUAAAUUUGAUCUGCAUUAUUUUCUCUACUGAUUCCUUAAAUCUAGACCUGUGCUGUCCAAUAUGGCAGCCACCGGACAGUUUGGCUGUUGAACACUUGAAAUGUGGCUGGUUUGAAUUGAGAUGUGCUUUAAGUGUCAAAUACACACUAGAAUUUGAAGUUAGUAUGAAACAGAAUGUAAAAUAUAUCAUUAGUUACUUUAUAUUGAUUACGUGUUGAAAUGACAAUAUUUUGGACAUACUGGGUUAAAUAAAAUACACUUUAAUUUCA
This is a messenger RNA of Lutra lutra (Eurasian river otter), 6025 nucleotides long. RefSeq names its product alkB homolog 5, RNA demethylase (gene ALKBH5). NCBI's taxonomy places the organism in Eukaryota, Metazoa, Chordata, Mammalia, Carnivora, Mustelidae. Gene Ontology annotation, molecular function: oxidative RNA demethylase activity. Gene Ontology annotation, biological process: mRNA export from nucleus; mRNA processing. Bases 787 to 1971 code for a protein of 394 amino acids. The transcript is spliced from 4 exons. The record is from RefSeq and is a predicted model, not a curated record. Gene Ontology annotation, cellular component: nucleus.